AGAGCACAGGAUGACAUUGGCACAUUUAGUGGGCGCAUCGCUACGAGACUUCGAAGCAUUAGUCAGUUCCCGAUUCGCCGCUAGCCAUUGAGGGGGAUCUCGCAACAUCCUCUUUUAAAUUGCGAGUUAUCGUAAUUGUUUCAUUGUACCAGAUUGAGCCUCGGCCUGUGCUUGUGCCAUUUGAGUGUUGCCCUGGGCGAUGAUCUGAUAGCGAUCGCAGAAAGUAACAAAAAUGGGGGAGAGCGAUGUAAACGAGAUGGUGCAUCAGAUGCAGAGGUUUUCAUGGGUGGAUUACGUGGUAUUCGUGUUCAUGUUAGCGAUCAGCGCUGUUGUGGGGGUGUAUUGGGGGUUCAUGAAGAAGCAGACCACGCAGAGUGAUUACCUCCUCGGAGGCAGGAACAUGAAAGUUGUUCCUGUUGCUAUGUCGCUGGUAGCCAGUUUCGUGUCUGGAAUCACUCUGUUAGGUUCUCCAACAGAAGUGUACAUGUAUGGCACCCAGUACGCAUAUAUUAUGGGUGGCAUUUUCCUCAUGUCCAUUGUGAUGACCCAAGUCUAUUUGCCAGUCUUCCACGAGCUGAAAAUCACUUCCAAUUAUGAGUAUUUAUCUUUGAGAUUUGACAAUAGAGUGCGGUUGUACGGCUCCGUAUUAUUUGCUUUUCAAUUGAUAGGCUGGCUCCCGAUAGUCAUUUAUGUACCUGCUCUAGCGUUCAAUCAAGUGACUGGUGUCGACAUACACAUAAUUACUCCAAUCGUCUGUUUGGUGUGCAUAUUUUAUACAAGUGCCGGCGGUCUCCAAGCCGUGGUAUGGACGGAUGUGAUUCAAAUCACCGCCAUGUUUGGUGCAAUGGCGCUGGUGGCCAUUAAGGGAACCUUAGACGUCGGUGGUUUCGGAGUAGUUUGGCAACGGAAUUUUGACAGUGGCAGGAUUGAACCACCUAACUGGGACCCGAGUCCUCUGGCACGUCACACGGUAUGGAGCCUGGUGGUGGGUGGUCUGGUGUACUGGUUACAGGCUAACGCCGUCAACCAGACCAUGGUGCAGCGGUAUCUGGCGCUGCCCACGCUACGGGGAGCUAAAUGGGCAGUUGUGUUGUUUUGCAUGGGCAUAUCAGUCCUAUAUUGUUUCUGUUUGUAUUGUGGACUCCUGAUCUACGCGCGCUUUUAUGACUGCGAUCCUUUACAAACUAAGUUAGCAAAAGCGAAAGAUCAGUUGUUGCCACUUUUAGUUAUGGAUGUGCUGGGAAAUAUACCUGGACUACCGGGAGUGUUCGUUGCUGGUAUUUUCAGUGCUGCUCUCAGUUCUCUGUCCACGAGUUUGAAUUCAAUGUCUGCUGUGGUAUUGGAAGAUUUCUACAAGCCGUUCUAUAAAAGACAGCUUACUGAACGACAAACCAAUUGGUUAUUGAAGGCAGUGGUUAUUAUAUUAGGCGCGGUUUCUCUAGCCCUAGUAUUUAUUGUAGAGAAGAUGGGCACAGUGCUUCAGUUGACGAUGACGUUAGAAGCGGUCACCAUGGGCCCACAGCUGGGAAUAUUCACCAUGGGCAUUCUGAUGCCAUGGGUCGAUGCCACGGGCGCCCUAGUAGGCGGUUUGAGUGGUCUAGCAACAAUGGCGUGGUGGUGUCUUACGGCCCAACUGGCCAUCGCCCGGGGCCAGAUCGUCCACCCUCACAAACCCCUCACAGUGGAGGGUUGUCAGUACAAUUAUAAUGCUACUGAAACUAUCAUGAUGUCUUCUGAACCUGUUGAGGACGUCAACCCUAUUCUUCGAGUAUCGUACUUGUGGUAUACUCUAGUGGGAUCGUUAGUGACGAUAUGCGUUGGCGCAGCAGUGUCCCGUGUGAACCGUGUGCGAGGCAAAGCGCACAUACCACCAGCACCAAGACUCCUCGCUCCACAAUUAAGAAAGUUCUGCAAAGAACCACCACAUCCUACUGAUGAGCCUUACAUACGAGCUUACGGACAAAACAAGGAUGCCUGCCCUUUAAAUUCUACCUCACUUAACUUGAAAAUGAUAGAUGAAUGCGAAGAAAUUAGCUGA
Molecule: messenger RNA, 2038 nt
Organism: Pectinophora gossypiella (pink bollworm)
Lineage: Eukaryota; Metazoa; Arthropoda; Insecta; Lepidoptera; Gelechiidae
Product: sodium-coupled monocarboxylate transporter 1-like
Exons: 14
Coding region: 233-2038 (601 amino acids)
Biological process (GO): transmembrane transport; sodium ion transport
Cellular component (GO): membrane
Molecular function (GO): symporter activity
Source: RefSeq, a predicted model, not a curated record